ACGUCACGGUCUCGUGACUUAUGCCGGAAGAAGGGGAUUCAUAACAACACGAACGAGAGUAAAACACCAAGGAGCGGCUUAAAUUCUUCCCCGUUUCCACCUUUUUCUCUCUUCUUAUCGACGCAGAGAUGGACAGCUCCGUCCGAGCAUCGUCAGACUCGUCUGCUGGACCUCCACCGUAUUUUAGAGGAAAUGAAGGCUCCUUGGUCUCUGCCCUGAAGACUCUGCUGUUCUUCACGAUCCUCAUGGUGACGCUGCCCAUUGGAUUGUAUUUCGCAACCAAGGCUUACAUCUUUGAGGGUUCGAUGAAGAUGACGAGCUCCGACAGCUACUUCUACGCGGCCAUCGUAGCCGUGCUCGCCGUGCAUGUGGUCUUGGCUCUGUUUGUUUACGUCGCCUGGAACGAAGGGACGCCUAAAAGCAAGGGCAAACAUGAUUAAGGCAUACCCUUAUCAGCUUCUGAGGCCGCUGGAGAUGGUCAGACUGCAGGCAGGGAUCCACAGUCCUGUCUCCCGCAGGCAUCAACACUCAUUGCUGCACCGUCUACCAACCAGACAAGUCGUCAGGGGGGAUCUGGCUUGGCUCAGGCUUUGACCCCAGGUUUAUAAGCAGGAAGUAGUGUAUUUUCCUUGACGCAGGGGUGCAGAGACCGGAGGGUGCAAUUUUGUUGCCAGGCCCCAGCAGGCAUAAUUUUGUUCCCCUUCACACAAAAUGAUUCCUUUUGUUGACUGAGAACAGUUUUUGAAACAAUUUGUCCUCAGAUGCUUUUUGACUUUGGGCUCUGAGUCCCUUCACACGAAGAGUUUAUGUCAAAAUUCAUCUGCACGGCAUGUUGGUUUUUUAAUUUUAUUUUUUAAUUUGAGUUUGAUCGAUCUUUAAUCAAGAAAACAACUGAUUACUCUGUCCUGAAUUUUCAGUCCUUGUCCGAAUACCUCAAGGUUUUCCUUAUGUAUUUUGGAACAAAGUUAUCCUGGUGUCUCAUUGGUACUUUGUUAAAAUGACCUCAUCUAUCCGUUUUCUUCCAUCGCUGAUUUGAAAAUGUUUGUCCACUGUAGUGAGGUGAUGUUGUAAAACAUGCAUUAGAAAUCAUUGCUUUUUACUUAAAUGAGUCCUGGAGAUGUUACAAUACUAGUAGGGUUUGUUGAAUUGCUCAAAUAAAAUGUGAAACUUUUAUUGUUUGCAUGUUGACUUAUUCUAUGUCAUUAAAUUUCAGUAACAUUUGA
This is a messenger RNA of Xiphophorus couchianus (Monterrey platyfish), 1223 nucleotides long. It is a transcript of the gene vma21, whose product is annotated as vacuolar ATPase assembly factor VMA21. Gene Ontology annotation, biological process: vacuolar proton-transporting V-type ATPase complex assembly. The transcript is spliced from 3 exons. The record is from RefSeq and is a predicted model, not a curated record. NCBI's taxonomy places the organism in Eukaryota, Metazoa, Chordata, Actinopteri, Cyprinodontiformes, Poeciliidae. The coding region runs from base 129 to 440 and encodes 103 amino acids. Gene Ontology annotation, cellular component: endoplasmic reticulum membrane.